AUGAAAACAUUUAAAAAUGAACCAAACCAAAAAAUAGUUAUAAAACCGACAGGUUUAAACUCUAAUUUGGGUACUAACAAUAGUAAAACUAUUAAUUUAAUAAAUAAUAGUGACGUAAACAAUGUAAAUAGUAAUAUAAAUAGUUUACAAAGUAAUAAAAUAGAAAAAUGCAUUAAUAACAAUAACAAUAGUGGCAAUAAUAUGAAUAAUAAUAAUAAUAAUAAUAAUAAUAAUAAUAAUAAUAAUAAUAGCAACAACAAUAAUAAUAAUAAUAAUAGUGGCUAUAAUAUUAAAAAUAAUAAUAAUAAUAAUAAUAAUAAUAAUAAUAAUAAUAAUAAUAAUAAUAAUAAUAAUAAUAAUAAUAAUAAUAAUAAUAAUAAUAAUAAUAAUAAAAAUAAUAAUAAUAAAAAUAAUAAUAGCGACAACAACAACAACAAUAAUAAUAAUAAUAAUAAUAACAACAAUAAUAUCAAUAGUUUGAAUAUUAUUAGUUCAGAGGGUUUUUUUGACAAUAAUGAAUGCUUUAUAGAGUCGUCUCUUUCUUUUGAAUUUGAUAUCAGCGAAAUGGAUAAUCAAAUAAUAAAUUAUGAAGAGGAUAUGGGUAAUUAUGAAGAGAAUAUUCAACAAGACGAUGGUAGAGAUACUUUUAUGAUGAUAGAAAACCCACUUGAAUAUAAUAAAAAUAAUAAUAAUAAUAAUAAUAAUAAUAAUAAUAAUAAUAAUAAUAAUAAUAAUAAUAAUAAUAAUAAUAAUAAUAAUAAUAAUAAUAAUAAUAAUAAUAAUAAUAAUAAUAAUAAUAAUAAUAAUAAUAAUAAUAGUAGAGGUAAUAGUAGAAGUAAUAGCGGAGAGUUAACUAGUAUUGGUCGUGUUAUUAGGUCAGGAAGUGUAUUUUCAAACUUUUUCAACUAUAAAAAAGAUACAAGCGCUCAAAAUUUAGAUGAAAGUUUUGACUAUAGUAAUAAUACAAAUGAAUAUCAUUCUGGUAUAUUCGAUUCAUUACCGAUUAAUAUCGGAAAUGGUGAAACCAAUCAAUACACUAAUAGUGGUGGGGCUAGUACAUACUACAGCUCUCAUACUUCUAAUGUUAAUACUUUAAGAUCGACAUUGGAUAGUAUUGAAAGAAGAAAAAAAACAAUUGAAGAGUUAUUCGCUUCAUUAGAUUUAAAGAUUAAACUUUAUAACGAGAGCGAGAAAAGAAAACAAGAUUUAGCUUUAGUUACUUUAGAUAAAGCUUAUCAAAAUAACAAUUACAAUAAUAAUAAUAAUAAUAAUAAUAAUAAUAAUAAUAAUAAUAAUAAUAAUAAUAAUAAUAAUUACAAUAACAAUGACAAUAACAACAAUAAUAUGAAUAGCAAUAAUAUGAAUAGCAAUAAUAUAAAUAACAAUAGUAUAAAUAACAAUAAUAUAAAUAACAAUAAUAUAAAUAACAAUAAUAUAAAUAACAAUAAUAUAAAUAAUAACAAUAUAAAUAGCAAUGGUAAUAAUAUAAAUAGCAAUAAUAAUAAUAACAAUAACAAUGGCAAUAACAACAAUAAUAUGAAUAGCAAUAAUAUAAAUAACAAUAAUAUAAAUAACAAUAGUAUAAAUAACAAUAAUAAUAUAAAUAAUAAUAAUAAUAACAAUAUAAAUAGCAAUGGUAAUAAUAUAAACAACAAUAAUAAUAAUAAAAAUAAUGUAAAUAAUGUAAAUAGUGUAGAAUAUAAAAAAUUUAAUGGAGUAACAGCAGGGAACACUGAAAAUAAACAAGAUAAUUAUUUUAGAAGUUUGAAUGAAAAAAGAAAGUGUGAAGACAGUAUCGAUGAAAGUCCAUCAAAAUUAAGAUACAUAGAUAAUGGAUUGGAUUGCUCUAUAGAUUUUUCAUUUAGUAAUCUAUCACCUAUAGAAAGUGCCAAAAAUACCACUGCCUCUAUUCCUCGUGAUACAUCAUUAGUCAAUAAAGUAAAUGGAAAUAAUUUAGUUUUACCAAUAGCAGCAAAAACAACAACAAAAACAACAACAACCACAACAACCUCAACAACAGCAGUAACGAAAACAGAGGCAGCAACAAAAACUGAAACAGCAUUACCAACAACUAUAACAACAACAACAUUAUCAAAAAACAGACCACCAUUGAUUGGACCUAGAUUUCCAACAAAGCCACCACCAUUACCAACACCUAUUAACACAGAUAAAGUAUUUGAUAAUAAUAAUAAUAAUAAUAAUAAUAAUAAUAAUAAUAAUAAUAAUAAUAAUCCACCGAAAUCUAUUGUACUUAGUAACCCAAUUAAACCUAGUUUACCAUUUAAAAAACCAGUUCCUUCAUUCGCAAAACCACCAAUUCAAAAAUUAACAAAUUUAAGUAAUCCAAUCAAUAAUAUUAUCAAAAAUACUAAUAGUGACCUUAUUGGUAAUAGCAAUAAAAACAACAACAACAAUAAUAACAUCAACAACAACAUUAAUAAUAAUAAAGUUGUAACAGUUUUCGAUAAUACACUAGUUUUAACACCAACUAAAUCACCAUUAUCUUCAUCAAUGUCACCUAUAAAAUCCAAUUGUUCAAAAGGUAGUGAUGGUGGUUUGAAUAAAUCAUUUGAAGAUAGAUCAAGUAGUGCAGGUAGUAAUAACAGCAAUGGUAGUUUUAAUAAAAAAUAUAUAUUUCAUAAUAGUGUUACAAUUGAGGAAUUAAUAAACUUAAGAAAUGAAGAUGUUGGAGAGCAUCAUGGUAUAUCAAGUUCAUGGUCAGAUAAUGAAAAUUAUGGAUUAUCAACUAGCAAUUAUCCCUUUAAAACUCAUACGAUAACAGAGAAUUGUUGGCAAUGGUUCAAAGGUAAAUGGGCAGCACAAAGAGAAUUUUCAUUUACACUUUGUUGUCAUAUAAAGAAAGAAGAUUCAACUAAAAUUACGGAGACAAUGGAUGAAUCAACUGAUGAGGAGAGUAUGUUUUUACCUCAACUCUAUAAUAUCUAUGGAAUAAUGGUUAGUUUUGGUGUCACUGGUCAAGUUGUAUAUUAUUUACCAUUAAGUAAUGAUCAUUUAGAAUAUUAUAAUUUUGAAAAAUUACUACUACAACAACAACAGCAACAACAACAACAACAACAAAGACAACAAAGACAACAAAGACAACAAAAGAAAAAUCAAAAACAAAAUGAAAUUUCAAUUGAUUUUAUAAUUUCAGAAAAGUUAAGAUUCUCAAGAUUUACUAAAUAUACAGAGGAACAAAUUAAAGAGAGAUGGGAAUUUUUAAAAGAAGUUUUUGAAAAUCCAACAAGUUUUAAAUAUCAAUACAAUAUGAAACCACAAUUAAAAUUAUUAGCACAUAAAGGUAUUUACUUAAAAUAUGGUUGUAUGGAUCCAAAAGUUGCAUCUUGGGUUUUGAACUCUGAAAUUAAUAAAGAUAGAACAUUGGAUCAACUUUAUAUUGAAACUCGUAAUUCCUUUAAAACGAAAAUAGUUGGUCAUUAUAAUAAUUUUGAUAGAUCUUGUUUUACUGUAAUUAUUAAUUUUAUUUUAAAAUCAUUUUUUUUUUUUUUAAUUAUUAUUUAA
Molecule: messenger RNA, 3522 nt
Organism: Dictyostelium discoideum AX4
Lineage: Eukaryota; Evosea; Eumycetozoa; Dictyosteliales; Dictyosteliaceae
Exons: 1
Coding region: 1-3522 (1173 amino acids)
Molecular function (GO): nucleic acid binding
Source: RefSeq, a predicted model, not a curated record